UUGGGAAUAUGGGGAACAGUAAGAGCGGUGCUUUGUCCAAAGAGAUUCUGAAUGAUCUGAAGUUGAACACCAAAUACACGGAGGAAGAGCUCUGCGCGUGGUACGCCAGCUUCCUCAAAGAGUGUCCCACUGGACGCAUCUCCAAAGAACAGUUUGAGGGCAUCUACGCCAGUUUCUUCCCAGAUGCAGAUCCUUCCGCCUACGCUAGGCAUGUCUUCCGCAGCUUUGACACCAACGCAGACGGAACCUUGGACUUUAAGGAGUACAUUGUGGCGCUGCACCUUACCUCGUCAGGCAAGACCACGCGCAAACUUGAAUGGGCGUUUGCUCUGUAUGAUGUAGAUGGCAACGGGACCAUCAGUAAAAACGAGGUGCAGGAGAUUGUACGGUCGAUAUUCAACAUGAUUCCGGAUGAAGACCAAAAAAACCUUCCAGAAGAUGAGGACACACCAGAAAAGCGAGCAGACAAAAUUUGGACCUUUUUCGGAAAGAACGAUGAUGAUAAGAUCGAAGAGGGGGAGUUCAUUCAGGGUGUCAUGGAAAACAAAGACAUCUUGAGGUUGAUACAGUUCGACGAGCCAAAGAAGAUUCAGGAAAAACUCAAGGAAAAGAAGCAUUAAUGACCACAUUCCCAUGAGACUGAUCGGAACUUCGUUUCUAUUCAUUUGAAACCAAACCUACAUGAACCAGACUGCUUCUCCAGGUCACAUACUGGACGCAUACAGAUACGCUAUCCAUAAACACGUCAGAGUUAUGAACCUGACAAACCUAGCUUUUCUUAUAAUACACACAAGACUUCUGUCCUGGACCACCACCACAUCUACCUGAAGCCUCUGAAGUCAUUGCUAUUUCCAUUGUUUUUAGAGUCCAAUCAAUAAGAGCAAUUAGGCUCAUGUUAACAGUCCUAUCUAGCGUAUGCAAUCCUCUUAGCAUCUGAAGGUCAGGUAAGACAAAUCCGCAGGGUCCAGUGGCUCUCCUCUUUUAGAUCCCUUCAGGGUUAAGGUGGUUUAAGCGCUCAACAUGCAUUCAUCAGAAUCUGUUUAGCAGCC
Rhinichthys klamathensis goyatoka is the source of this 1049-nucleotide messenger RNA. It is a transcript of the gene rcvrna, whose product is annotated as recoverin a. The record is from RefSeq and is a predicted model, not a curated record. Bases 9 to 620 code for a protein of 203 amino acids. Lineage: Eukaryota; Metazoa; Chordata; Actinopteri; Cypriniformes; Leuciscidae. The transcript is spliced from 3 exons. Gene Ontology annotation, molecular function: calcium ion binding.